AUGGCCUCUUUAUGGACCAUCGAAGCCAUCAUCGCAUUUAUCACCCUUCUUGUAACUUGCAUCCCCAUCGGAUGUAUGAUACGCCGGAUGAUACGAGGAAAGCGUGUAAGGACUGGCAAUGAGCUCGACUUGGAAGGACGCGGCGAAAUCGCUCUCGAGAGGCGCAAUACGCUAUGA
Messenger RNA from Bipolaris victoriae FI3, 177 nucleotides. RefSeq lists its product as hypothetical. Lineage: Eukaryota; Fungi; Ascomycota; Dothideomycetes; Pleosporales; Pleosporaceae. The record is from RefSeq and is a predicted model, not a curated record. The transcript has 2 exons. The coding region runs from base 1 to 177 and encodes 58 amino acids.